This is a messenger RNA of Cinara cedri, 19924 nucleotides long. The record is from the annotation of a GenBank genome assembly. NCBI's taxonomy places the organism in Eukaryota, Metazoa, Arthropoda, Insecta, Hemiptera, Aphididae.
GUUCACCGUCGCACUGACGCAGCGUUUUUGUUCUCGUCGUAUUUUCCCACUGUACGUUUGUUUGUUUCGUUCUUCUUAGUGCCCUCUCAUAAUUUUUUUUUCUCUGUUUUUGCCGUUGUCGGUUGACGAUUUCCUGAACCGUCAGUAAAGUGUAGAAGGUACCGCCCGUAGUUGUUGGGUAAUUGCAUUUUUACCGCGACACGAACACCGUGCAAACAGUCUUAUUUGACAUUGUUGAUUGUUCCCCGUUGCAAACGGCGCAGUUCCUAUGUCGUCGUAACAUGGUACUGACGAAAACCGCCAUAGCCAUCGGAGGAACGGUCGUCAAGUUGUCAUAAUCUGCAGGUAAUAGUAUAACUUUGUUUGCAGUAACGUGUGUCAAACAGGGUGUGAUAUACCUAUACCUGGCGGCUGUCCCUACCUCCCCGUCCUUGACAAUAAAAAUAGAGUUGAGUGACUAAAAAAGGGAUAAAAAUGGUUUUUCUAUUUUAAUUCCAACUGGUACAUUCAAGUAUAUGUAGGCAAGUAGGUUGUUGGAUAUUGUUAAACAACAUUUAUUUUUAAUAGUAACAAUUUUGACAAUAAGUUCCUGGAUAAGUAAAAAUGUAAAACGAUUCCUACAAAUAUUAUUAUGUCAUACCUUCAAAAACCAAGAGUAGAUGAUGUAAAAUCAAUUGUUAGUAAAUUUGUGUAGGUAGAGGUGAUCGUUGUGUAUAGGUACAAAUGUUGUACUUUAUCGACUGACCAAAUUUUACGUUUCUAAGUUUGUGAGGCACAUUCUCAAAAAUCUUUGAGACAUUAGCCUCUGGAUAUUUUUUUCUAGAAAAUUGGUUAUUUGGUAAAUUUUACCUAAGUAUGGAAAUGUGUAAUUAACUAGAUGGAUGUUAUUUUCCUUAACUUAUUGUCACUUGAAUUAAUACUUCAAUGAUCCUGAUAUUCAAUUAAUACUUCCUAAUUUGUUUGUUUCUAAAUUAACUUUAUUUUAAAUUUCCAGAUAAUAGUUAUUUAUUGAUUCCAUAACAACUAAAAUUUGAUUGUCUUAUAUAAUAUUAUUAGAUUUGUUUUUAUCAUUAGUGAUAUUUGUUUACUUAUAAAUCUCGUAACUGCUGUUUUAAAGUACAAUUCUCUUUCAUAAACCACACAUAUUAAAAUCCAUUAGUAUUCAGUAUUAGUGGUGUUAAACUAUUGAAAGUACUAUCUACUACGUGUUACUUUAUGAAAUAAAUAUAAAACACUUAUAAAUACUAGUAAACAAGUUUGCUAGUCCUAUUUUAUUUAGCUUCCUAAAAAGCAAGUAUAUAUUGUAUAAUAUGGUGGCUGUUAAUUUUCAAAUGUCCAAAGGACCUACUAACAAUUUUUACUUUUUAAAUAUAAACAACAUUUACUCCGACUUUUACUCUAGUCUCAAGGUAUUGAUAAUGUAGUCUAUGUGGUAUAGUUUUAUCUAGUUGUGUAGUUUUCUAAAAGAAUAUUAUAUUAAAAUUUUAUUUUAAUGAAUUAAUUUCCUAACCAAAGUAAUUGUUAAACUAUAUUGGUAAGUUGGUUUUUGUUCAAAAAUAUUAAGUACUGAACUAGGUAGAUACCUAGUUCAGUACUUAAUAUUUUUAGAUACCUACUACAAAAUAUUUUAAAUCAAUAUUUAUAUUUGUUUUUAUGUUUAUAACAUUUGUAAAUGUCAUAUCCAACUAUUGAAUUAAGAAUUGAUCUAUUCCCUAUCAUCAGCCAUUUCCACUUUAUUAUAUCUAUUAGUGUAGUUCCUUUUUCUUUUAUUGUGCAUAUGUUUUUCUUUCAAUUUUUCCCAAGAGUAGGACUUAUUCUUUGUGCCUUCCUACAACAUAUCCAUUUUUCUUUAUUUAUUGCCCAAGUCUCACUUUUAUACAAAGUCAUACUUCAGAUAUAAUUUAAAAUUACCUAGUGUUUUUUUUGGUGAUUAUGAUUACAUUUUUAACAUUAGUAAAUCCACCUUCUCAAGAAAAAUUGUCUUCACUUAAAUUAAAAUAGCAGUAAAAAAAAAAAAAAAUAGUGUACUGUGGUAUUUAAAAUCUACAUUUUACGUAAUAACUGAUUAAUAUAAAAAAAAUUUAAAAAAAUAAUCAUCUUAACGUAGUAAUUUUUGGUUACUUGCCAUGCCCUUGAUAAACAAGUCCAUGAUAUUUUCUUUAAAUCCAAAUCUGUAUACAUUGUUUAGAUUUAGAACGCAGAAAGCGAUCUAUUGGUUUACCUCAAGUUUUACUAUGAUGUGUGGUUAUUUUUUUCUGUCUGUAAACUUUUCAAAAAGAAAUAUUACUCCAAUGUAUAGUGUGAUACCUUUUCUAAAAGGGAAUUUUUUCUAGUUGGGGUAUAAAGAGAUCAUUUUUUAAAUUUUUUCAUUGGGUUUUCAAAAAAUUAAGAAAAACCAGAAAAAAAAUUAUUAGUGAAAAAACAAAUAUUUACAGUGUGAUGUGACGCCACCAAUUUCAUUAUUUUUAAUUUUUAUAAAUUGUGUUUCUACCACAAAUAUUGUUCUAAUUGAAAAAUGACAAGAAAUCAAUUUUAUCCUAUUUAAUAUUCAGCCACUAAUAGAGAGUAAUUUUGUCGAAAAUCUUGAAAAGAUCUCUUACUGAAAGUCAUAUUGUUUUGUUAGCAAUGGUUUAUCAUUACGUACAAAUAUAAAUUAAAUAACUUUAUGUAUCUUAUAUUUUACUUUUUUUUUAAUGAUAGUACUGUGGCUUGCUUGAAUAAUUACACUUUUAUAUUCUGUUUAAAAUGUUUGCAGAGUUAAUAUCAGUUAAUAUUAAAAAUGGCUGACGUCGAUCCAGACACCCUUCUGGAAUGGCUUAAUAUGGGCCAGGGUGAUGAAAGAGAUAUGCAGCUUAUUGCACUGGAACAGUUAUGCAUGUUACUAUUAAUGUCUGAUAAUGUAGACAGAUGUUUUGAAGUGUAAGAUAUUAUUUAUUUUUUCUUAAAUAAGAUAUCUUUUUUCAAAUUUUUUUUAUGUUGAUUAGAUGUCCACCUCGCUCAUUUUUACCAGCUCUUUGUCGCAUAUUUCUUGAUGAAAGUGCUACAGAUAGUGUGCUUGAAGUAACUGCUCGAGCAAUCACAUAUUAUUUGGAUGUUUCUGCUGAAUGUACAAGACGUAUAGUUGCAAUUGAUGGUGCAUUAAAAGCAAUUUGUGAUAGAUUAGAAAUAACAGAUAUACUUUCUCGCACUAAUAAAGAUUUAGCUGAACAAUGUUGUAAAGUAUGUUGAGUUUCUUAAUUAUUGAAUUUUAAUUAAUGUUUUAAAAAUAAUUUAGGUGUUAGAGCUCAUAUGUACUCGUGAAGCAGGAGCUGUUUUUGAAGCUGGUGGUUUAAGUUCCGUUUUAUUGUUUAUUAAAGAUGUUGGAUCUUGUGUCCAUAAAGACACAUUACAUUCUGCAAUGACUGUAGUUUCUAGACUAUGUACUAAAAUGGAGCCAAAUGAAGCAUCAUUACCUACUUGUGUCGAAGCUUUAUCUACAAUGCUUAAACAUGACGACACUCAUGUUUCCGAUGGCGCCUUAAGAUGUUUUGCCUCACUAUCUGAUCGAUUUACUCGCCGUGGAAUUGACCCGGCUCCUUUAACACAACAUGGGCUUUUAAAUGAAUUGAUACUUAGACUUUCUUCAGCAGCAGGCCCUACUGUAACAAAUAUUGGAACACCUGGUACAGUAUUAUUAUUAUAAUCAUCAUGCUUAAUUUCAUUUUAUAUAAAUACAAAUUUUACAGUUAAUUUAUUAUACAAUAUGUAUUUAUUGGGUUUAGGUUUAAACUCAAGUGCUUCAACAACUGAAGUUAAAUCAUCACAGUCUAUAUCUACCGUAAUAAGUUUACUGACUACUCUUUGCCGUGGAUCUAAAUCAGUUUCACAUGUAUGUUUAUUUUAUUCAAAUAUAUAAUUCCAAUAUACCAAACAUAUUCACACUAUAGUACAGUCAUUUAACAUUAGAAGUGUACAUAAAUAAUCAGAAAUUAAGAAUUUAUCUUAUUACUUUUUGAUUUUUACUAGAUGUUAAUAAUGGAUAAGGGAUAAAGCAAUUUAAUUAAAAACUUAAUCAUAAUUUUAGUACUGAAGAUAUUUUAGUAUUAUUACUUUUACAAUAUAUCAAAAGUUUUAAAGGUACAGUAGACUCGGUAAUUCAGCUAUUUUUCGUUAUAAUAAUUAUACAAUUAUUAACGUAAACAAUAAAAUUAACUAAUUAAUUCUAAAUAAAUUGAAUAUUUUAUAUGUAUUCAGCUAAUGUUGACGUGUUUAUUGUGUUAUAUUAGUGUAAUUCAGUAUGUAUGUUUUAAUAAAAUUAAUUGAGGUUUUUCAAUAAGAAUAAAAAUUCAUUUUUAUGCGGACUUCCAUUAAUCCGGUAGUUUUUAGUUUGAUAUCUGCUGGAUUGUUGAGAGUCUACUGUAGUUAUAUAUUAAAUCCGUUACAUUACAAAUUAACCCCAAACUCAAAAUAAAAAAUAAAUCAUAAAAGUAAUAUUUUAUUUAUUUUUGUCCAGGAUUUAUUCAGGUCUGAUUUACCUGAUGCAAUAGAAAAAGCUUUAAAAGGUGAUGAAAGGUAUGUAUUUAAAUGUUAAUUUUAUUCAAAGUACUAAAAACAAUAUAUUGUGUUUUAUACCAUAGGUGUUGUUUGGAUACAAUGCGUUUAAUUGAUUUACUAUUGGUGUUACUACUUGAAGGACGUGACGCAGUAUCAUGGAGUACAGUAGCAUGUGCAAGCAAUUCUUUAUUACCAAAACUUCGGCGUUUAGAUUCAAGUGCUGAAAAAUCACAACGCCAUUUAAUUGAUUGUAUUAGAAGUAAAGACACUGAAGCAUUAAUGGAAGCUGUCAAUUCUGGUGGUGUGUAAAAUUAUAUUAUUUUUCAUAAUUCAAAAAGUAAAACUUACAUUUUUAUUUUAUUACUGUAGCGAUUGAUGUGAAUUUUGUGGAUGAAGUUGGCCAGACUUUACUAAAUUGGGCUUCUGCAUUUGGUACUCAAGAGAUGGUUGAAUAUCUGUGUUCAAAAGGAGCUGAUGUUAAUAAAGGACUCAGAUCAUCAUCACUACAUUAUGCUGCAUGUUUUGGUCGACCAUCUAUAGCUAAAAUACUUUUGAAAAAUGGUGCUAAUCCAGAACUACGGGAUGAAGAAGGUAAAACACCACUGGAUAAAGCUCGAGAAAGAAUGGAUGAAGGUCAUCGUGAAGUAGCAGCCAUAUUAGAAUCUCCUGGUUAGCUUGAUAUUUAUUUUCAAUUUUAUUCUUAUAUUCUUCUUUUCCUUUCUUACUCUUCAAGGACUUUUGUGACUAUUUCAAAAUGCUUCUAUAAUACUCCAGUUUGGGUUUACUCUUUCUAAUUUGCUAUAUUUAAUUGCAUCUAAUAAUCUUUUACUUUAUCCUUCCAACCUUACUUAGGUUCUUUGACCUUUUGGUUCUCAGGUAAUUGUUUUUAUUUUUUCUUCACAUUGCUGUACCGUUUAAUUUUCUAACAUUUUAUAGAGUUAGUAAUCCAUGCCACUCCAGUUUUCUCUCUUGUAUUGUAUUUUUGUGUGUGUUUUUUUCACCUUCUGUAUCCUAUUAAUAUCUAUGUUCCAGUCUCCUCUUAAAUACACUCAAAAGUGUUUACUUUUUCAAAGUAAUAGAAUUUUGUUUUAAACUGUACAACUUAUUUUUAUAGAGUGGUUAAUGUCUUCCAAAAAUGAAAUAGUUCAGUCAAAUGAAUCUAAAGAACCAAAAGGAGAUCCUGAGAUGGCAGCGAUUUAUCUCAAACGAUUAAUGCCAGUUUUCUGUCAUACAUUUCAAUCAACAAUGCUUCCAUCAAUCAGGUUUUUUUUUUAAUGAUGCUAGUUUAAAUAAUAUAUAAUAUUAUAAUCUUAUUUAAUACAAAAAUUAAUUGUAGGAGAACAUCUCUGUCUUUAAUUAAGAAAAUGGUUCACUAUAUUAAACCGAAUUGGCUAGAGGAUAUAUGCAAACCUGAUAGUCCAAAUAACCUUGCUCCUUUAUUGGUUGAAGUACUUGCUACAGUUCUCGAUAAUGAAGUAAUAUUUGAAAACAAUUUGAAUUUUAUAUUAAUUAAAUGAUUUUAUAUAUUAAUUUUGUAAGAAAAAAAAUAUACUCCACAUCUAGAAUCGCAUUUAGAUUAUAAAACUAAAACAAUAAAACAAAUUUUAACUAUUUGGGCAACUAUAAUGCUUUUAUUUUGCCAAUUAACUUUAUUCCAGGAUAAGACUUGGCUGUUUUACUGUGAUAAGAGUGGUGAGGGACAGAAAUAUUUGCCUCGCAAGCUCUACAAGAUGUUAAUUAUUAAAAAAAAUUAUAAAACCUGGAUGGUAAAAAAAUAAUCAAAUUUUUUGCACGCCUCCUAGCGAAUAUUAGGAUUUUAUGCAUAUAUUUAAUAAUACAUAAAAUUGAUUGAUUGAUUUUUCAUAAAUACUAUGUAGGUCUUUAGCUACUAAAAAAUAUGUUGUAUACAAAUAUAGUACUUCAUACUAAUCUACAAUAUAAUUAUUAACUAAAAAAAAUAGUUUUUUCCCACAAUAUUCACUAUUUAAUACAAGUUAUUAACUAGUUAAGUACAAUAAAUAAUACAAUUUACCUUUCCCCCCCCCCUUGUCGCCCAUAUCGAAAUUAAAAUUUAAACAUUUGAUUUAGAGAUAUUGUCAAACUCUUAUCCACUUAAAAUUUCAGAUCUUUGCAUAUCAUAAAUCUUGGUCAGAGAUAUUUUGUCAUUUAUUGUCAAUUAUCCCUAUUAAAAAUACAAUGUAAUAAUAAAAAAAAUUAAAGAAAAUUGGUUAAUUUUAAUGUAAAUUUUUGUAUUUCAUCUAAUAUAUUUGUAGAAAUGGUAUACAAAAACAAAUUAUGUAGAAAAUCAUUGUAUUCCUUGAGAAUUUUAAAAUAAAAAUUAUAAUUGAUGAAUUUUCAGUUGUACAAAAUAUUUAAUAAUACUAUAUGAUUAAACUAAGAACAUGUUAAGAUAAGGGAUAAAUAUGUAAUAUUUUUAGGUGUAAUUCUACCAUAAAAUAAAUUCAAAUCAAAUAUUCUCCUAUCAAUAAAAGACUUAUGAUAUUUUGAUUAUUUUUGAUGAGUAUAGUAUUAUAUAUAUAUAUAUGACAUUAAAUAAAGUAAAUAAUAAUAUUUUUCAAUAAAUAUAAUUGUAUGUAAUACUUCCCUGCAUGGUUUUCAUUAAAAUAUAAUAUCACCGACUAUAAAUAUUUAAAAAAUGAAAAAGUACAAAAUAUUUAUAAUAUAAUAAUAAAAUUAUUCAUUUGCAAAAUUUAUAUUUCCAUCUAUUAAUUUUUGCCUAAUGAUAAAAAAGAUUAAAUACAAUUUUAAAUUUUUUUUAUUAUAUAGUUUAUUUAUCAACACAAUUAUAUUAAUGAUUAAUUUAUAAUAUUUUUACUAAAACAAAUUAUUUAUAUUCUUAUUGUUAUAAUUGCAAAUGUUUUUAACCAAGUAUUAAUCAUUGCAUUUUUAGCUUCAAUAAAUUGUUUUUUUUUUCAUUAUUAUUAUUGUUAUUCCUAAAUCUGAUUGAUAUGUUUAAUAUAAUAUUUCAUAAAUUAAAAAUUUACCUUACAGGAGGAUGAUGAUGGACAUGUUAUUGCUUUACAAACUAUUUUUGAUCUUUUGAAUAAAUGCCAAGAUACAUUUUUGGACCAUUUUGCACGUUUAGGUGUAUUUUGUAAAGUUCAACAGCUGAUUGGUCCUGAUAAUAAUCCCGAAAAAGAUAGUGUUCAACAGACAAGUGAUUCAAGACAAGUAUUUAUAUUUAAUUCAUUUUUAUCUUGAACGAAUUUGUAUCAUAAUAUAUUAUUUUUAUUGUGUUUUUUAAUUCACUUAGAAAUAUACAAUACCUUAUUAUUGCAUUAUGAAUAUUGAAUAUUGCAUUUUUCACUAAAAAUUUUAAGUAUAUAUAUAUUUUAUAUAUUUUAAAAAAUAAACAGGUUAAAAUUAAAAUGUGUUCAACUUUUUAAAUAAAAUAAAUUACUAUACAUUUAUUAUAAAACUAUCAAAUAGAUUUAUUUCCUAAUUAUCAAUGAAAUAAACUAUGUAAAUUUGUUUUUUUUUUUUUUUUUUUGUGAAUAAUAAAUGAUUGUUACCAGUUUAUUGUCAACUAAUAAACUAUGUAAUAUAGUUAAUAUAUUUUCACAAUCAUUAAUGUUUUACUUUAAAUUAAUUUUUUUUUUUUUGAAAUCUAUCUUAUUAAGCUGCUUUUUUGAAUUUGGAAAAUUCACUAUAACAUUUUAAAUUAUAUCAAUUUGAAACACAGUAUAACAAAUUAAAAAUCAUCAAAUUUUAGUUUGAAAAUUCUCGAGUAUUUUAUCAUAUCACCAUAAUAAUGCUCGCACAAAUAUGUAUAUUAAUUAAUUUUUUAUUAUUUUCUUAGUAUCUGACUGAAGAUGCUAAAGAAAUAUUGCCAGGGCUUGCAUACCAUUGGAAAGAUUGGUUUUUCUGUCGUGGCCGAGAUUGUCUUUAUGCUUGGAGUGAUUAUGUUGUCUUAGAAUUGUCAAAUGGUAGUAAUGGCUGGUUUAGAUUUAUGAUUAAUGAUAAAUUAUCUACAAUGUAUUCAAGUGGAAGCCCUGAAGGACAACCUGAUACAAGUAAAAUUAAAUAUAGAUUUAUUUAGUGUAAUAAAAGUAAUAUUAUACAAAUUCAAUUAAAUUAACUUAAUUUUAAAUUUGGCAUAGAUAAAACAAGAGUUAUGGACCAUCCAUCUUGUGAUGGUAAAUAUUCAUUUAAAUUAUUAAUUACAUUUUAUUUAUUAAAAUGUGAAAUUUUUUAAUAUGGAAUAUUUCAUUUCUAAAGUUGAUUAACUAUUUUUAAUUAUAUUAAUAUACAUAUUUUAAAUUUUGUUUUGUUGGAAUACUGAUUUAUUGGAUUAUUGUGUUGCAUUAACAAUUUCAUCUUUUAUUAUGCUCUGGCUUAUUGUUAUUCCCUAAUUAAAAUUAACAUUUUAAUAUUACUUUAUUAAAUGAGUAACGAUUGUCCAAUAUUCAGUCUUUAUUUUACUCUUAUUUUUAAAAAUUUGAUAAAAGAUUAAUUAGCUCUAAUAUUUAUCUACAAGUUUGGAAUAUAAUUGAGUUUAAUUUGUCUGUAUCUUGUAUAUGACAAUAAGGUAACAAACCAGUGUACCUUGCCAUCUCACAAUUAAUUUAAAUUUUUAUUAUUUAUAGAAAACAAAACUGAGUUUAUUGAAAAGUAUUUAAAAGCUAAAGUGUUUGUUAAAUUGAACACAUUAAGUCAACCAAUUUUAAGCACUCCGGGAUUGAAUAGAAUAGCAGUUGGGAAUUGGAUUCUUAUUUCAAAGAAAGAAAGCGAGUUGAGCAUACAGAAUUCUGAUGGUUUACAGGUAAAUAAUUAAUUUUUUCUUUUUCCCCUUUGCCUUCAUUCCAACUAUUUAAUGUAGCCACUGUUGUUUUAACCUUCUACUUCACCUGAUCACCCUCAAAUAAUGUAUCUUAUUUUAAUUUAUUGUCUCAUUUUUUCACUAUUGAUGUCACACCUAAGGUACCACUUAUGUAUUAAUUUCUUAUAUUAUCUUCUCUUGUUACUCUACUAUACUCAUUCUCUGUCCUAUUUUUCAGUCUACUAUCCAACACUUCAGACCUUACAACAUGGCUGGUCUCACCACACUCUUGUACAUCUUACUUUUAAGUCUCAUUGAAAUUCUUUUAUCACAUAAACCACUUCAUGCUUCUCUCCACUUUAUCCAAACAAUCUAAAUUCUAUGUUUUACAUUUUCGUCAAAGCCACCAUUCUUUUGUAGACAAAAUCUUAGAUACUUAAAUUUCUCAACCUCAUCUAAUGGUCACCGCUUAUUGUCAUUAGCUAUCUUUUCUUGUUCCUCCAAACUCAUACUCUAUAUACUCUUGUUUUACUUUUACUUAUUCUUAGUCCUUUUUCUUAAUGUACUACUAUCUAUUCCUCAAGCCUAUUGUUAAUUUUCUUCUAUCAAAACUAUGUCAUCUGCAAACAUGUACUAUAGUACCUCACCUUGUAUUUCCUUUGUAACUUCAUUAAUUAAUUUUUUUAUUAUUUUACAGCAAAUUACGACACUAACAUAUGGCACAAAUGGAUUCUCAUUCCAAUCAAAUCGAGGUAAUCAACAUAUGUUCACUGCAUUAAUAGCACUUAAAAGUGAUUUUACCUCAGGUUGGGAAACAGUAAAAAAGGCAAACUUGGUACCUACAAAAUCUGAAACUGUUGGACAAAAGGUAAAUUUAAUUAAAUAAUAUUGGUUGAUUUUUAUAUCAUAUUUUUUACUAUUUAUAAAUAAUGUGUUAGAUUCGAAAACAAGCACAAGAAAUAUAUGAAAAAUUCUUUAAGGCUGCUCAAGCUCAACCAAGAGGUGUAGUUGCAAGAUUAAGCAAAAUUGUUACAGCUAUCGAAUUUGCUAUACAAAGUGAAGUAUGUAUAUUAUUUUAUUUUAGAUUCUUUAAUAAACAAUAACUAUACAAAGUCUAAGUAUGUUGUAUACAUGUAAAUACUAUUAAAGUAUAAAGCAUUUUAGAAAAACUAAUUUAUUAACUAUUGUUAAUUUUGGUAAUUUAAUUACUAUUUCAGACUUCUGUUAUCAAAGAUGGAUAUAAUAAAGAGGAUUGGGCUUCAACUAUUUGCAAUGCUAUUUCAGAAUUAAAACAGUUGUUGAUGGAAGAUGAAGGUAGUGUCUCAGCUUAUGAAAUUUAUAGCAGCGGCCUAGUUGAAGUUCUAUUAAAACUUUUAACUAUUAGCUGCCAAGAAUGUGGUGAUGAAGUUUCAGAACUACAGAAACGUCGAAUUGAUAUUUUCGUUAAAUGUUUUAAGGUAAAUAUACUAUUUAAGAUUCGGACCAGCACAAAAAAAAAAAUUAAAUGUAUUUUGGUUUGAAUUUGUUUUGUUAUUAUUCAUUCAAUAGGAAAAGAAGAAUGAAAAAAAUGUAGAAACAUGUGCUUCUGUUUUGGUCCAUAAACUAAUAUCUGUUUUAGAAUCAAUUGAAAGAUUACCUGUGUACUUGUAUGAAUCUCCAGGGGCUUUUCAUGGAUUACAAGUAAAAUCAUUAUUACUUCAUAAAAAUUAAUGUUAGUUAAAAUUAAUUGAUCUGUAAUUUAAUUUAUAGAUAUUAUCGAGGCGUGUGAGAUUUCGUUUAGAAAAAGCAGCAAAAGAAACUACCCUUGUAGAUCGUACUGGUAGAGGAUUAAGAAUGGAACCAUUAACUACUGUGCAUCAUCUUGAAAAACAUCUGUUAAAAAUGGUUGCCAAACAGUGGUAUGACCAUGAACGUUUUACUUAUAAUUUUGUUAAAAAACUGAAAGACAAAAAUAAUUUACCAAUGAAAUUCAAACAUUAUUAUGAUUUUGAUAAAAAUGGUGUCUUAUAUUGGAUUGGAACAAAUGGAAAAACUUCAGUAGACUGGGUUAACCCAGGACAAUAUGGUUUGAUGUUGGUCCAGUCUUCAGAUGGUCGUAAUUUACCAUAUGGUCAAGUUGAGGAUAUUUUAAGCAGAGAUUCUGUUGCAAUUAACUGUCAUACAAAUGAUGAUUCUAAGGCAUGGUUUUCCAUUGACUUAGGACUAUGGAUAAUACCAACAGAUUAUACACUUAGACAUGCUAGAGGAUAUGGUCGUUCUGCUCUUCGAAAUUGGUUAUUUCAAGUAAGAAAACAAUUAGAUUUUUUGAUUAGUUUUUAAUUAAAUACAUCAUGUUUAUAAUUUUAACAGAUGUCUAAAGAUGGUACUAAUUGGACUACAUUAUACAUGCAUAUUGAUGAUACAGCAUUAAAUGAACCGGGAAACACUGCUACUUGGUCAAUAGAAAUAAAUGAUAAAGAAGAAACUCAAGGUUGGCGACAUGUAAGAAUUCAACAGAAUGGUAAAAAUGCUUCAGGCCAAACUCACUAUCUUUCAUUAUCUGGAUUUGAGAUUUAUGGAAAUGUCACAAGUGUUUGUGAAGACUUGGGUUAGAUAAUAUCAUUUUUAUUUAUUAAAAUAAUUUUAUAAUAUUAAAUACAAAUGUAUUAUUUUAUAGGUAAAGCAGCGAAAGAAGCAGAAGCUAGUUAUAAACGUCAACGACGUUUGUUUAAAGCUCAAAUGUAUAAACAAAUGGUGAGCGGUGCUAGAGUUAUGCGUGGUAUUGAUUGGAAAUGGAGAGAUCAAGAUGGAAAUCCACCAUGUGUGGGAACAGUUACUGGAGACUUGCAUAAUGGUAAGUAAUACCCAAAACCUAUUUAUUUUAAUUAUGCAAAUUUAAAGUCUUAAUAUGAAGACUAUUGGGGUCAGGUUGGAUAGAUGUUGUAUGGGAUCAUGGCGUGACAAACUCAUAUCGAAUGGGUGCUGAAGGGAAAUAUGAUCUACGGCUAGUCAAUGAAUCCCAAACUACAUGUGCCUGUAUGUUAUGAUUGAGAUAGUUGUUUAUAACCUUGGAAACUAUCAUAUUAGUGUUCUAAUUUGUAGCAUGCAAAUCCCUCUGUUCACAGUUACAAUUUUUUUAUUCGAAUUUAGACUACUGUAGGCAGUAUUAAUUUAAAAUAUGAUUAUAGCUUGCACAAUUUUUAAUCAGUGCUCAACUUGGGAAUAAGAAAUUUAAAAUACUGAUACUGAAAAUUCAUUUUACAUGCUACAUUACAUUAAUUCGUAAUCUAUAAAAAUAAAUUAACAAUAAAACCUUUAUUUAAUACUGUUUAACAUAUGGUUUAAUUUUGUACAAAUAAAAAUGACGGCCCACCCAAAUCGAGCACUUCAUUUAAUUUUAAUUUAUCAAACAAUUAUAAAUACUAUUUUUUAUGUCAAUAGAUAAAUGCAUGUUAAUAAUUCGUAACCAGUUAUAAAUAAAGAUAUUUUAAUUAAUUUACAAUUAUACCUGUUUAUUGCUAUAGCCAAGUUUAAAGGCAGUUCAAAUUCAACUUUGUCCAACAUUAUGACAAGAAUGUCAAGUUCAACUCCUAGCUUACCUGAAGCAUCUAAUGAUACUACAAUUGCUAAUGUGUCUGUAUCUAGUAUAGAUCAAGCUGUAUCUGCAGAUAAUUUGGCAGCUAAAGUAUAGUUUAAAAUCCAUAAAAAAUAAAUAUAAUAAAAUAAUUAUUUUAAAUAAACCUAUUACAGCAAGCUGCUCAACAAUUGACUGAUAGUAUUAUGUCAGUCAUGAGGAUAGAUUCUUCAGUCACUCCAGUUACAGCAAAUUCAUUAGAUAAUUCACUUCGAAUAGUAGUUCAUCCAAAUCCCUCUGUUGAUCUUGCUACAAUUGUUGAGUCAACUUCAAAUGGUUAGAAAUAUAAUGUUGCAAACAUUUUUAUUUUAGUAUUAUGUGUUAUUUUAAUAUUAUGUGUUAUUUUAAUAUUAUAUAUUAUUGUAUAAUUUGGAUAAUUUAAAUAUUUAGAUGAAACUCAACAAAAUAUUGAAAAUAAUAAGAAAAAUAGUAACUGUUAUGAAGAGGAAUUUUUACCAGCAUUAGGAAGGGUGAAACCAACAUAUAGACGUAGUUCAGUUACUAGUUUAGUUCAUACUUUGCAAUCUAUUCAAAUUGAAACACCACCUAACAAUAAAGUAAUAUAUCAUGUUAUUGCCAUUAUAUAAUGAAUUGAAUAGUUAGAAUAUGUUUUAUUUGCUGUAUAAUUUAUAUUUAAGGCAAACUCAAAAGAUAAACCAAUUAUUAUAAUGCAUCAUAAUACAUCAGACACUUCUAACUCUCAAAAUCAAGAUCUGUCUACUGAUACUUUAAUAAAUAAUGCUAAUAAUUCUGCUUUUAAUACAGAAAUGUGCAACCGAAAUAAUUUAGGUAUGAACAUUAAAACAUUUUUUCUAACUUGAUAUGUACAGAUAAUUUCAUGUUUCAUAUUUAAAUUUAUGUACUGGUUUAGAAAAAGAAAAUAAAACAGAAGACAACAUAAAUAAUUCUUCAUAUCAUAUGAGUGUUAGUGUGCCAAACUUAACAUCUAACGCACCGCCAAGAUCACAAGGAGAUAUUCCAAUGCAAAAACCUUUGGUUGAAACAUAUGCUCCUUAUCAAAAGCAUAGGAAUUUUGAUAGAAAUAAUGGUCAUAAUAAUCAAAGUCAACUUACUAAUCACAUAUCUCAAAGAGUACCAACUUCAGUAUCCAGUCUUGUACGUUUAGCUCUGUCUUCUAAUUUUCCAAGUAUGUAAUUACAAUUUUGAAAUUUAUUGUUUAUUCUAAAUUUUAAAUUUAUAUCAGAGUUAUUAUUAUUCUUAUUACAUCAUUAUUAUUUAAAUUAUUUUUAAAAUGUUAAGUGAGAAAGGUUGAUUUUUCACAUAUUAAAAAUAUCAUACAAGAUGUAGUGUAGCAUUAAAAAUAAUUUUUAGUGCCCACAUAAUUUUUGCUCUUUAAAAUUAAAAAAUUCUUAUAAAAAAAAAAUAAUAAUAAUAAGUAUAUAUUAUAUGAUUAACAAAAUCUGUUUUCAAUAAAUAAAUUGUUACAUUUAUUGUUACUCCAUAAUAUAAGUUUGAAAUUGUAAAUUUCCAAUUAAGAAAUAAAUACAUUACCAAAAAUUAAUUUCCAGCUGGUUUACUUCAAACUGCACAAAGUUAUCCUAGCUUGUCAGCUAAUAAUUCAACUAAUAAUUCAUGUUCUAUAACAACUAUUGCAAAUAGAACUUUUUGUGUUGGAGAAGCUUUAACUAUGAGUCUGGCAUCUACAUCAAGUGAAAGUGAACAAGUCAGUUUAGAAGUUAGUGUCUAUGUUAUAUUAUGUUUUACUUCAUUUACCAACAAUUUAUCUUUUAUAGGAUUUUUUGGACAGUGUUCGUGCUCCAGCCUUAUUUGCAGAACUUGAAGAUGACGAAGAAAUUGUUGAAGAUGAUGAUAUUCCAGAUGAUGAUGAAAAUGAGGAUGAACAAGAUUAUGAAGAGGUAAUGGUCACCAGAAAUCUAUUAAAUAUGGUAAGAAGUAAUUAAACUGAUUAGUUUUAAAAGUUUUUAUUAAUUUCUUAUAAGUACAUUUUAAAAUGUUCAUGAGAAAAUAAACAUAAAUAUUUUAACAUUUUCUUCUUAGGAAGAAGAAUCAUAUGAUGCACAGCAUGCAACCAUUGCUAGUAUUGUGGGUACAGAUAGGUGUGGUAAUCCAUAUAAAAGGCGCUCGUGGGAUGAUGAUUAUGUACUUAGAAGGGAAUUUACCGCAUUAAUACCGGCCUUUGAUCCUCGGCCAGGGCGUACUAAUGUCAAUCAAACAUCUGACUUGGAAAUUAUUGCUCCCCCAAAGGAUGAACAGGAUGAAGGUCCCGAACUUUAUAUUGGAGACUCAUUUCCUGACAAUCAAUCAUCGUUACCACGACUCAAGUUGACUUUGAAAGGUCCAAAUUUGCCGGGUGUACGUUAUUGAAGAUGUUUUGAAUUUAUAAAUAUUAACAAGUAUUACAUUUUAUAGAUUAAAGAUGUAGAAGUUGAACUCAAAGAUUCAAGUUGGACUAUUUUUCAUGCUGUUCAAAAAUUAGCACAAUUGGCAGAUCUUGGAAGUCGAUUGGAAAGAUCAAGACGAAUUUGGGAACCUACUUAUACGUAAGUAAAAUUUGAUCUUCGCUUUAUUCAUAAAAAUUAUUCAAUUAAUACAUUUUAAAAUGUUUUUCAAGAAUUAUAUAUGAAGAAUUAACCAAUAAAGAUCAAAAACUUAGUCAAUGUCCUGAUAAUCAAUGGGAUUCCGAUUUACCUAUAUUUUCAACCAGAACUCAAUUAAGUAAUACUGGUUGCACUGUUGAUCAUGUACUUCAACUUUUACGCCAACUUCAUAAUCUUUCCAUUAAUCCAUCAAUUUCUUUGCUUAAACCUUAUAAUGAUGAUUUCUUUGAAAGUAAGUUACUAAACAAAUAUAAAUAUUGAUUUUUAUAAAUUCAUAAUGUAAAUGAACUUGCAGUACAUAAAAAAGAUGAUGGAGAGUUGAUCAACAGCGAAAUAUUUAAUAGCAAAAAAAUGACUAAUAAACUUCUUCAGCAAAUUCAAGAUCCUCUGGUUUUAAGUUCUGGUGCACUUCCAUCUUGGUGUGAACAUAUAAAUCUUUCUUAUUCAUUUUUAUUUCCAUUUGAAACAAGAUAUUUGUAUUUCAAUUGUACUGCAUUUGGACCAUCUAGGUAAUAUUAUGUUCAACUGAAUUAUUUAUGUAAUAAAUAUUACUGAAUUUUUAUGAUUUUUAUUCUAGAUCUAUUGUAUGGUUACAAUCUCAACGAGAAAAUGUAGAACGUCACCGCACUGGUUCGAGUUUACCCCUUAGACGUGAAGAAGAGUAUAGAGUAGGUCGUUUAAAACAUGAUCGUGUGCGUAUACCACGAGGUGAAAACAUACUUGCUUGGGGUAGACAACUUAUGCGUGCUCAUAUUGAACGACAAACAGUGUUGGAAGUUGAGUUCAUAGGUGAAGAAGGUACUGGAUUAGGUCCCACCUUGGAAUUUUAUUCAUUAAUAGCUGCAGAGUUUCAACGAAAAAAUCUUUGUAUGUAUUAUAUUAAAUAUAUUUACUGUUUGCUAAUACUUUAUUUGAGAUAUUUUAUACAGCUUUUUUUUAAAUUAUUGUGUAGGUAUGUGGAUGUGUAAUGAUGAAUUACCAAAAGAAACUGGUCAAUGUAGUUGGCUCGAAGAGGGUUCUAAACCACCUGGUUAUUAUGUUAGACAGUCUAGUGGGCUUUAUCCGGCACCAUUACCUCAAAAUACAGCGUGUUGUGAUAGAGCUGUAAAACAUUUUUGGUUCCUUGGCAUGUUCCUAGCAAAAGUUCUUCAAGACAACCGUUUAAUUGAUCUUCCAUUAUCUUUACCAUUCCUAAAACUUUUAACCAAUGCUAAGAAUAAUAAGUAGGUUUUAUAAAUAAAUUGUUUAAAAUAAAUAAAGAUUAAUAACUGAAAUGUAUUUAAUUAGAUCAGCAAGAGUACUGAACGAGUCUGACUUAUUUGAUAUAGAUGAAGAACAGGCAGUAUUUAUAAAAGAUUUAAGACAGUUAAUUUUAUCAAAAGAAAAAAUAUUAUUGGAUCAAUCUUUGAGUGAUAAAGAAAAGUCUCAAAAAAUUAACAACUUAUUAUUUCAAUGUGGUGGAACUGAAAAAGUGUCCCUAGAUGAUCUAAGCUUGAGCAUGAUUUAUUUACCAUCAUCUUACUGUUUUCCAUUUACAUAUGUAAAUUUAGUCGAAAAUGGACUUAGUGAAGAUGUCAAUAUGGAUAAUGUAGAGCUAUAUGUGAAUUUAUUGACUGAUUUCAUAUUAGAUAAGGGCAUUAAAAGACAAAUGGAAGCACUCAAGAGUGGCUUUUGUAGAGUAUUUUCUAUUGAAAAAUUAAAUGCAUUUACUCCUCUUGAACUUAGACGAAUGUUAUGUGGACAGCAAAAUCCAGAAUGGACAAGAGACGAUUUAUUAAAUUACACUGAACCCAAAUUGGGAUACAAUAAAGAAAGGUACAAAAAUUUGAAAAUUGUUAUUACACUUAAUUUUAUUUUUAUAUAGUCAAACUGUCCCACGAAAAUAUACCCCUUGAAUAUCUCUGAAAUAAUAAAGAAUAUCAAAUUCUGUAUUUUGUUUUAUACUACUCACAGAAAUGAGGACUACAAAUAUUUAUAUUUUAAUUAAUUUGUUUUUUUUUUUUUUAUCAUAAAAAUUUUAAAAAAAUUAUUUUAUUUUAUUAUUUUUGGAAAAUUUUAAGAUGGCCAUUUGAUAGAAUUAAUUUUUCUAAAAAUUGUAAUGUAUCACACAUUUUUAUCCGAUAAAUAGUUUCUAAGUAAUAACAGUUUUAAAUCCUAAUCCUGUUAAAACUGAUGUUACUUAGAAACUAUUCAUCAGAUAGAAAUAUGUGAUACAUUCUACAGAAUGGCUAUUUUAAAAUUUUCCAAAAAUAAUAAAAUAAAAAGUUAUUUUUUUAAUUUCUAUGAUAUAAAAAAAUUAAUUAAAAUAUAAAUAUUUCUAGCCUCAUCCCUGUGGGUAAUAUAAAGAAAGAAAAAAACAAUUUGAUUAUAUAAUAAAAUUAAAUUCCAAACUAAAAUAAAUAUAUUUUUAAUUACGAGUACCUACCUAUUAAUCAUUUUUUAACAUCGUUUCAGCCCUGGGUUCUUACGUUUAGUAAAUGUUCUUGAACAAAUGAAUUCUGAAGAACGUAAAUCAUUUUUACAAUUUACUACGGGUUGUUCUUCUUUACCACCAGGAGGUCUUGCAAACUUAUAUCCCAGACUAACUGUGGUACGUAAAGUCGAUGCAGGUGCAGGUAGUUUUCCAUCAGUAAACACUUGUGUCCAUUAUUUGAAAUUGCCUGAAUAUCCUGACGAACAAACAUUAAGAGAACGUCUACUAGCUGCAACACUAGAAAAAGGUUUCCAUCUCAACUAAAUCAUACUUUAUUCAAUGAUUAGUAUGUAAUUUAUACUGUUAACUAAUCAAUAAUAUGUUUCUCGCAUUAUAGUGUUUUUAAAAUUAUUAUAUUUUAUGUUGUGCACCAUUCUUUGUAACAUUUCUGUGACUACAAACCACACUGUAGUGGUUUUAAUGUCUUGGAAAUUCUCUGAUACUAGUGAUAAUAUGUUUUUGUUUCCGUAUAAUUUAUCUGUCUAAUAUCUAUUAAUAUUGAUAUUAAAAUUGCAUAUAUUUUUUUUUUUUUUAGUUUUAAGUGUUUUGUCAUAAUAAUAGGUUUUAAGGUCUUAAAUAUUAAACUGAUGACUUAGUAUUUCUCAUAAAUAUUAGUAGAAUUAUUAAAUAUAAAUAAAAAUCAUAAUGUACAUUAUGAUUUAAUUUAAAAUUAUUAUCAGACCUUUGUAUCGCCACAAUUAUUAUUCUAUUUCAUAUUAUUAUUUAUUAAUGUUUGAAUAAAUAUUUUCUAAACAGCCUGAUUGAAUUGUUUGGGAAUUAAUAGAUUAAAAUUCUAUAAGUUGAGAAUGCCACACAUUUGAAGCAAUAUAUUGAAAAACUUGAUACCCUAGACCUAAUACUGAUAAUACUGAUAAUACUGUAUUAUAUACAUCUAAACAGUUAUAGGAAGUAUAAUCAGUUUUGAAUAAAUCAAGGAAGAUAGACUGAGUGAUGCCAAGAGGCAAAUUUCAAAUACUCAGGUGUAAUGUGGUUUAACUCCUCCCAUUAUCUUUAAUAAUUAUGAAAAAUAUUCAAAUUUUGGUAGUUUCAAUUCUAAAAAGGCAAAAGGCUUUACUUAGUGCAGAACUUCGCCCAAAUUCUAAACAAGAAAAUAUACGGACAUACUUCACACAAUUGGUGGGUCACUGUUGUAGGUGAGAAGUUGGAAAGGUAGGUUAUAGAGGGGAAUUUAAUGUAUUUGUACGCAACAAUUAAUCAUUGCUAACAAAAGAAUCAUUUGAGCAGAGCUCGGUUAAUAGUAUUAAUUUUUUAGCAAUAUAUUUAUGAUAUUAUAUUGAUAUAAUUGUAUACUUUUCAAUAUUCAUAUAUCAAUUAGAGAAUACAAUCAUGUUGAGAUACUGGCCUUUUUUAAUCUGAAGUCUUGGAAUCGACAAAUAAAUAAUCCCAAGAUUUCAGGAUUAAUUAAUGUAGUAAUAUACACAAAAAAAUAUAUAUUUAUAAUGAUUAAUAAUAAAUAUAAACAAUAAACAUAUUAUAUGAAAUAGAAUAUUUUGUGAGUACUAGUGAAUAUAUGGUUUUACCAUAAACCAAGAGAUAAGUCUGUAUGAGAAUGGAGAAAAUCACAGACAUCAGUUAGAAUUAGCAAUUAAAUAUCUAAUGUCUAUUCCUCUCACUAGCAUAGAACCUGAACAUACGUUUUCAGCAUCUGCAUACAUAAGAAAUAAAUUAAGAAGCUGACUCGAAGACGAGGCAUUAGAUAAUCUAAUAGCUUCACCUAUUUCUCCAAUCUAAAUUUCAAAAUAUUUCUUUUCAAUAAAACGUUUUUCAAUUUUUAAUUUGUUAUAUUUAUUAUUAAUUUUUUCCCCUAUAAUACAUAAUAUUAAAUAGUUGAAUUUUUUUUAUUUAAAAAAUAUAUACUUAAAAUAAAUAAAAAUUAAUCUUCUAAAUGUAUGUACCAUCUUUUUUCAAUUUGAAAUAUAAUCCAG